AUGAAUAAUCUUACUUACUCUGCCACCGAUGGAGUAUGGCAAGGUGAACUGCUGGACAGCCCCCUCUGCCAUAGGUGUUUGGAGAUCCACGAUCAUGCAUAUACUCAUGCAUGUACUCCUCCCUCCAACCCGUUUUCGGAUGACGCUUUGUCUCUCCCCCUCGAUCCAUCCAUUCUGGUAUCACGGGUUCCCUCUCCCUCCAUGAUUACCGCAAAUUUCUCUCCAAAUCUGCAGACCGCGUCGAUGAUCCCGUCGAUCAUGCAGCGAAAGACUGCCGCGUUGCAUUUGAAUCGUCCACCUGCCCUCGACAUCUCUUAUCCUGUCUCUGUGUCUUCUGCGGCCUCGAGUCCUCCGCCGCUGUCUCCUUCGUAUUCACACAGCAUCAUCUCCCAGUGGAGUGAAGAGCCUGAGAUCCGGGAAGCUCAAACCGUUCCUCAAAGCCCACGAGUAACUCUUGUCUCGGAAAACGGCACUCGUGCGAGGCCGAAUAGGAAGCGAUUGAAUACCUUCCGUGAAAAACUCCAAAAGAAAAACCAAGCACAAGCUGAAGCUCGUGCGAACGAAGUAUCAGACUCAAUGCUGGCCAGUACGCAGGCCGUUGCCACCGUCUCACACGGUGGCGCCUGCUUUGAGAUCCUGAAUCCGCGCAAGUCGCUGGAUCUAGCCCGCAUAGUCUCAUACAUCGAAGACGUCGACAGCUGCUCCAUGUUAGACAACCGAGACUCAACCUUCUCCCUCGAACAAGGCCUGGACCGGGUGUCCUUGUCCCAAUACACUGAUGUCUCACUGCCAUCUUUCUACUCGACAAACUCGCUAUACACCUCUCUCCCAGACGAGCCAUCUACUCCCAAAGCGACUGACAUUCCCUCAUCGUCGCCGGGGAUCCGCGAUCGUAUUCGCUCGCUCUCAGACUUCUCCCUCAACGAACAAUCCUUCAAGUACUGGAGCAGACCUGUACAAAACGACCACGACCAUGACCUUACGGACAAUAACGACUACGACCCCCAAACCCCCAUGACCUCCAUCAGAGAAGAAUCAACCCCACCAGCCCUCUCCCACAGCCACACGCACUCCCGGCGCCCUUCAACACCCUCAACGCAAGACUUCUACUCCGAAAGCGAAAUCGGCGAGCCCGGCUCACCAGUCUAUGCAAACGGCGAAUGGGCCCAAGUCGACGAGCGCGAUAGAGGCAUUUUCUUCGAAAUGGAAGACUCCCAACCAGACACAGACACCUACGAAGACCAACAACCAGCAACGCCCUACGAACACCACCACAGCCACAGCCAAUACCAGGAGCCCGCCACGCCGCACGAAACACCCCUCUCAACACCCAUCACUUCGCCCUCCCUCGACACAUUCUCGAAACACUACUACGACCCCUACGACCCGGUCUACUUCGACCCGCACGUGCAAUCUGUGCUUGCCGCUGCGAACGCAGAGAACAUGGGACUGAGGGGCAGUCCUGCGCGUGCUCUUGAUGAGUUGCAGCGCGGCCGCGAGCGCGAGUUGAGGGGCGAGAGGAAGGCGCAGAGGAAGGGGUUGAAGAAAUUCUUUAGUUGGAGGUCUGGAAACUGA
Messenger RNA from Penicillium soppii, 1575 nucleotides. RefSeq names its product oxidoreductase, short-chain dehydrogenase/reductase family. The coding region runs from base 1 to 1575 and encodes 524 amino acids. The record is from RefSeq and is a predicted model, not a curated record. The transcript is spliced from 4 exons. Lineage: Eukaryota; Fungi; Ascomycota; Eurotiomycetes; Eurotiales; Aspergillaceae.